AUUGAAUUAGAUUUAAGCUAGCUUGUUUGAUGUGUAAAAUCAUAACACAGAGUUUAGUCGUUCACUAAAUUUAAACUGUGAAAGAUGGAAUCGAGUGACAAAUUCAACUGUGCCGUUAGAGUUAAAGAAGAACCUCGCGAUGUGUCUUUAACUGAAGAUCUUAAUUUAAUAAUUGACAACAAACCCGACCCUAAACAUUUGCAGAACUUGAAGUUUCUGCAAGAAUUUCCCACUCAAGUACCUCAAGAAUGUCGCGACAAUCACGAAUGUGAACUCCGUGAAAAUUUGGAAAUAGUUUUUGAGUGUAAAGACGCAAAGUCGAACCUUAAUUUAUUGCCAGUUAAAAAAUUUGACCAUGAUUCUCCAAAUUACUCGCAUAUGAUAAAUAGCAAUGAUUAUAAUAUGCCAAACAUAAUCAAAAGAGAAAUCUCGAGAGAAGUGAAAAAAGAAACUUUUGACACAGAAGAAUCAAAUUUUAAUUUUAAUCGUGAGUCUAGCUUGGAAAAUGAAAAAAGAAGAAUUACAAACAAGUCUAAUUAUGAAGAUCGACUAAAAACACAAUUUGAUACGGCGCAUAAUAAAAUCACUUAUACAUGUCAUAUUCUCAAGAAAAAAUUCACAAAGAAAGAUAAUCUCAAAACUCAAAUCGAUUUGGUACAUCGUAAAAUAACCCAUGCAUUUGAUAAGAACCCGAAGACAUUCAUGCAGAAUGAUGUCACCCACUCAUGUGAUAUUUGCCGAAAGACUUUCAAACGAAAAAGUUAUAUCAAAGCUCACAUUGAUUCUGUGCACAAUGGUGUUAAACACGCAUGUAAUAUUUGCGGAAAGUCAUUUUCACAUAAAAAUAGUCUCACAACUCACAUCAAUUUUAUGCAUAAUGAUGUUAAACACGCAUGCGAUAUUUGCGGAAAGACUUUUUCCCUGAAAGGUAAUCUCAAAACUCACGUCGAUUCCAUGCACAAUAGUGUCACAUAUGCAUGUGAUAUUUGCGGAAAGUCAUUUUCACAAAAAAGUUAUCUCACAAUUCACGUCGAUUCCAUGCACAAUGGUGUCACAUAUGCAUGUGAUAUUUGCGGAAAGUCAUUUUCACAAAAAAGUUAUCUCACAAUUCACGUCGAUUCCAUGCACAAUGGUGUUAAACGCGCAUGCGAUAUUUGCGGAAAGAAGUUUGCAUUUCAAAGCUAUCUAAGAAACCACAUCGAUGCGGUGCACAACUGUGUCACAUAUACAUGUACUAUAUGUGAAAAGACAUUUUCAAAAAAAAAAAUCUCAAAAUCCAUAUCGAUACUGUGCACAAUGGUGUCAAUCAUGCUUGUAAUAUUUGCGGAAAGAAAUACACUGCCCCAAAUUCUCUCAAAUGUCACGUUGAUUCGUCACACAAUAAAAUCACAUACAAAUGCGAUACGUGUAGAAAAACAUUCUUAAGAAUGGAAAGUCUGAAAUACCACACAAAAGCAGUACAUAACAGUGAUACCCAUCGAUGUGAUGUUUGUGGAAAGGUAUUUAUGUACAAAAACAAUCUCAAUAGUCACGUUAGAUCGUCGCAUGUUGCUAUUGUUUAAGUUUGUGGUAUAGCAAAAUGUUUGGACGAAAAGGUUAUCAUAAAACCUGCAUCGAUUCGAUGCAUUAUUUUUGCAUUAAGAUAUAAUAAAUAUAUAAAAUGUAAUUUACUUGUUUAGAAGACCAAGAUAAAAAUGUUUAUUUAUAAUAAUGUCUUGAGUUUCUCCAAUAUUAUCUAGUGGUUUGUAAUAAAUGUUCUUGUUUUGUCUAAGUUAAUAUAUUUUUGGAGAAAAAUGAAGCGAAU
Molecule: messenger RNA, 1804 nt
Organism: Trichogramma pretiosum
Lineage: Eukaryota; Metazoa; Arthropoda; Insecta; Hymenoptera; Trichogrammatidae
Product: zinc finger protein OZF-like
Exons: 3
Coding region: 85-1425 (446 amino acids)
Biological process (GO): regulation of transcription by RNA polymerase II
Cellular component (GO): nucleus
Molecular function (GO): RNA polymerase II transcription regulatory region sequence-specific DNA binding; DNA-binding transcription factor activity, RNA polymerase II-specific
Source: RefSeq, a predicted model, not a curated record